Messenger RNA from Physella acuta, 2789 nucleotides. RefSeq names its product protein MON2 homolog. NCBI's taxonomy places the organism in Eukaryota, Metazoa, Mollusca, Gastropoda, Physidae. The record is from RefSeq and is a predicted model, not a curated record.
AACUUCAACAUGGCAGCCUCCUGUAAAAAUUUACAACAUAGUAACUGAGUAAUGCUUUUCUAGCUUUUCAAUAAAUCGUCGGAGUUUCCAUUUGAAAUUAUACUGUGUGGUACAUUGUGUUAGUGAAUAAAUCUUCUCUGUCUGUUUUUAUGGUCAUUUAUUAAGACUUGAAAUUGAUUGAGGGUUUGUGCAAAAUCGCCAUCAUGGGAACUCAUGGUCAGAACAACCCUGUUCUUGCUAAAAAACUUUUGGACAGCAUGCAGAAUGAUUUACGAAUGCUGUCUGCGGAAUGUAAAAGAAAACAUCCUGAAGUCAAAGAGUGUGCUGAAAUGGUGCAGGUCAAGUUAAGGACAGUAUCAGCUAAAAAUGAGGAUAUCAUUGCAGGUCUCCUGUCUAUGAGCAGUGACGUGAUCCAGCCUUUUGUGCUGGGCUGUGACACCAAAAACCCCAAGCUGGUGCCUCAGUGCCUGGUGGCUGUACAGAGGAUGAUCUCCCAUGAGGCUGUCUCCACUGCUGCAGCAGAUUCUAUUAUUGGAAUGUUGUGGCGUCUAAUGGAGGUGGGGAUGGAGGAGCUGAAACUGCUGCAGACGGCCAUUUUACUUCUCACCAUCAACUCUGUGGUACAGCAUGAGUCUCUAGCAAAGGCCCUUGUGCUUUGUUUUCGCCUUCACUUCACCAAAGACAGUACAACCAUCAACACAGCGGCAGCAGCCAUCAAACAGCUGGUCUCUGCCAUCUUUGAUAGGGUGGUCAUAGAGGACAAGCUGCCCACCAUGGAACCUAAAGAGCCAAUCAACAUAGAAGAAUUAAAAGCUGGCAGCAAGUCACCACCCAAGUCUUUAAGACCCUGUGCAGGGGAUGCCUACCUCUUGUUUCAGGACCUAUGCCAGCUAGUCAAUGCUGACCAGCCAUUCUGGUUGACCGGCAUGACUGAGAUGACCAGAACUUUUGGUCUGGAACUUCUGGAGUCUGUGCUGACCAGCUACCCUAGUACCUUCUCACAGCAUCAUGAGUUUAGCUUCAUGCUGAAAGAAAAAGUCUGCCCACUGGUCAUCAAACUGUUCUCACCCAGCCUGAAGUACCGCCAGGGCCUCCCCCCUGCUCCCUCCCCAGCCCUGGUGGAGAAACCUUAUUUCCCUAUAGUCAUGAGGCUGUUGCGGAUUGUAGCUGUUCUCAUCAGAUUCUACUACCCCUUGCUGGUAACUGAAUGUGAAAUUUUCCUUUCACUUUUGGUCAAAUUUUUGGAUCCAGAAAAGCCAAUCUGGCAAAGAUGUCUCUCAUUAGAAGUUCUCCACAAAUUAUCUGUACAGCCUGGGCUUAUAAAGAGUUUCUGUCAGUCGUAUGACAUGAAGCCACACUCAACCAAGAUUUUCAGAGACAUAAUCAACGCUCUGGGAGCCUUCAUUCAAUCUUUGUUUAUGAAUCCAUUGGGUGGGCCAGUCACCCAAGGUGGUGUGAAGCUUCCAGACACACAGGGCACUCCCCCAGCUAUUGUGGGGGGUAUGCCUGUGGGUGGGGGUGUGAGUCCGCAGCCAGCUUUCAUCUACAGAGGGGUGUGGAUACCCUUGUUGACCAACAUACCACAGGGGCAGGUCAAGGCUGGAUUCCUGGAGCUGCUGGACAAGACAGAGCCCCCAGCUGUACCUGAUGGCUACGGUGUCUCUCUGGCCUUCCGCAACUUGAUGGAGAUGACCAAGACAGUCCAGGUCCUGGUCAUGGGGGAAGGGGAGGAGGGGGAGCUCAAGGCAAAGAGGGAGGUGGAUGUGACAGAAUCAUCUGAAGAAGACAGACAACUGAACAUUGAGCUGAUCAACUCCUCCUGGUGUGGCAUGCUGGCUGCACUCUCACUUCUGCUGGACGCCAGCACUGACGAGUCAGCCACUGAAAUGAUCCUGAAGGCCCAAGAAGCCUACGCCAACAUGUGCGGCCACCUGAACAUGGCCACCCCCAGGGAUGCCUUCAUCACGGCCCUGUGUAAGGCCUCGCUCCCACCCCACUACACCCUGACCAUCCUCAACUCUCACGCCAACUCCAGCUCUGGAUACAAAGUGCUGAACAGAACAGCCAGUCAAGAAUCUGCCAGUGACACAGUAGAGAGAAGCCAGGUGGUUGCCAUAGGAACAGCCCUGCCCACAGCCUCACUGCCUGCUGGCUCUCACCAAAGUCAAGUCUCUUUGACAGCCAAAAACAUUCAAGUUAUGAGGGCACUUUUGAGUCUUGCCCAUUGUCAUGGUGAUAUUUUAGGCUCUGCCUGGCAUCUAGUCUUAACCACACUUCAGCACCUUGUGUGGAUCUUGGGUCUGAAACCAUCAGCAGGAGGCAGCUUGAAGGCCGGCCAGCAGAUCAACGACGCAAGCAGCAGCGUCAUAACAACAGCAGCCAUGGCUGACCUCCCUGUGCUGUCUGCCAUGUUAUCUAGGCUGUUUGAGAGCUCACAGUACCUGGAUGACGUGGCACUCCACCACCUGAUUGAUGCCCUGUGUAAGCUGUCGUCAGAGUCUAUGGAGCUGGCCUACAACAACAGGGAGCCCUCGCUUUUUGCCGUGGCCAAGCUGUUGGAGAGUGGACUGGUCAACCUCGGACGUGUUGAGGUCCUGUGGAGGCCCGUGGCUGCACAUCUUCUGGAGGACAUAGUCCUUUCUUCUCUUUGGGACUUAGCAAUCAAGGGAACAACAUACAGCUUCGACUCCGGCUCCAGUAAAAACAACCAAUUACCCCCUGUACAGCUUCAAGCACUGCUCCAUGUCGUUGGUUCAGGGAGUGAAAUGACAAAAUUAAAAAUAAUUUGA